AUGAUAAAUGCAUAUGGAUUGAACGGGAUGGGUGUCGAGGCUGUGGAAUUGUAUAGAAGAACUCCUGUUGACAUGCGUGAUGAAGUAUGCCGUAUAUGUGCGCUGAAUGCCUGCUCCCAUACCGGUUUGCUGAACGAAUGUCGUCAUAUAUUCGACCAGACACAUCACAAAACAGAGAAGAUUGUGACCACAAUGGUUGAUUGUUUGAGUCGUUUGACCAUGUUUGAUGAAGCAGAAUUAAUCAUCGAAGAUUAUGAAAAGACAAAUCCGCCUUCGUCUGCUAUGUACAUGGCAUUGCUCUCUGGAGCGCGCAAUGUUCGUGAUUCGAAUCUGUCUAAUCGAAUCUACAAGAAAAUGCAACUAUUGUUCUCUGAUGAGAAAGACACACUCAUAGCUGGUUCCGUUCUCUUGUCAAACAUUUAUUCGUCGAUCGGUGAUCAUCAUCGUGCAGGAGAUAUCCGAACCAAUAGAAUCAAACAGUUUGGAUACAAUGUGAAAGUUGGCUUAUCUUGGACUUCGGUGAACAAUCAACUGGUGCGAUUCAAAGCUCAUGAUCAUUCUCAUCCUCAAUCAGAGGAGAUCUAUGAAGAACUGCAACGUUUAUCGUGUGAGCUUCGUGAACAUGGUCACACAUUCGACAGCAGUUGGAUCACUCGUCCAGUGAACGAGGAUGAAACAGUGGAAAGUGUGUUGUGUGGUCAUAGCGAAAAGUUGGCGAUUGCAUUCAACUUCAUUCAACAACCGCCUCCUUCCAUCAUACAAAUCAGUAAAAAUCUUCGCAUUUGUGGUGAUUGUCAUGCUGCUACGAAACUCAUAACGAAACUGCGUCGGUGUGAAAUCAUCAUUCGGGAUACAAAUCGAAUUCAUCAUUUUUCCAAUGGAGAGUGUUCAUGUCAAGAUCAUUUCUGA
This is a messenger RNA of Adineta ricciae, 909 nucleotides long. NCBI's taxonomy places the organism in Eukaryota, Metazoa, Rotifera, Eurotatoria, Adinetida, Adinetidae. The record is from the annotation of a GenBank genome assembly.